AUGCCGAGGUCUGUUGGUGGUUCUGACCGGCAGUGCAGCCGCGUCGUCCCGCCCCAGCUCGGCACGCUGCAGAUCGUUCACGGCAACGGCACGGCCGUGGGGACGGUGGUGACGUUCCAGUGCGCUGCCGAGCACCAGCUGGAGGGACCGGGCGUCAUCACCUGCGUUUGGAAGGGGAACGGUACCCAGUGGACAGCCGGCGUGCCCUCCUGCAAGCCCAUAUCAAAAUAUGAGACUUUUGGAUUUAAGGUCGCGGUGAUCGCCUCCAUCGUGAGCUGCGCCGUCAUUCUGCUGAUGUCCAUGGCUUUUUUAACUUGUUGUCUCAUCAAGUGCGUGAAGAAAAGUGAGAGGAGGAGGACUCAAAGUACGGAGGCACAGCCCAGCAUCUUCCGGCGUACGCGUGGGGCUGUCGGGAUCUCCUUUGUUCGCGGAGGUGCGUGUGGCGGUGUGCGGUGCCGCAGUCCCGGCUGGGCGCCCCGGGAAGCUCGCUGCCACCAGCCCCUCGUGGGCGGCACGUCCCUGGCUGGGAUGCCGCUCUCUUUCAGAAGCCUUCACCCCGGCGGGGAAGGCCAGGCCCCGAAAACGCAGGCGAGGGUAUCGGAGACAGAAAUUGUCCGGAAGAAGGCUUCGGGACCGUGUGGCUAA
Molecule: messenger RNA, 645 nt
Organism: Opisthocomus hoazin
Lineage: Eukaryota; Metazoa; Chordata; Aves; Opisthocomiformes; Opisthocomidae
Source: RefSeq, a predicted model, not a curated record